AUGACGCAGGUGCUACCUGCGGCCACCAGGGGGCGCGCGGGCGCCACUGGAAAGCCCGCGGCUUCUCCCGCACCGCUGAAGGCCGGAUCAGCCUUGGAGCCAGCACGGCUGUGUCCGUCCCGGCGCCCGGGGCUCCGCCUGCGGCUCCCGCGCUCCAGGCCCGGCCCCGGCGGUCGGAGCGCUCGGGCAGCCUCGCAUCCCAGGUCCGAGCCGCGCGGCCGCCUGCAGGCUCCUGUGAGCCCGAGGACUGGCUCAGGCGCGUCUGCCGCAGGCCGCAGCUCAUCGCCGGGUUACCCCUGCUUACUCGAUUUAGGUUCCUUUUCUGACUCUUGCUUUCUGUAUCUUACGCUAAUUGAAAUUGGUCCAUCCGCGUCGAGGGCAGAUUCUCCACUGAUAGCCUUCCGGCAUGGGUCUCCAUUUCACACAGCCCACCCCGCUCCGGGCUCCGCCCCCGCCACGAGCUCCGCCCCCGCCACGAGCUCCGCCCACGGCGCCCAACGGCCAGUGCUCGUGCUCCGCCCCCCCGCCGCGGACUCCGCCCCCCGCCACAAGCUCCGCCCACGGCACCCAACGGCCAGUGCUCGGGCUCCGCCCACGCCGCGCGUUGGCCAGAGGUCUGGCGAGGCCCCGAGGGUCCCGGGCGCCGCCGACGGCUACGACGCGGACUCAGGUGUCUACUCAACUGAAGCCACCCAGCCACUCAAAAACUCCUACGUGGAUGCGCACAGUGGCUUUAUUCACAAUAGCCAGAAAGUGGAGACAGCCCACGCGCCUCUCAGGAAAACUCUUUCAGAAGAUACUAGCCGAUGUGCAGAGAGGACACUGUCGUCUCCUGACAAUGAAAUUCUCCAGGUCCUGCGCUGCUGGUUUUCUCCGAGUCUUGAACGUGUUCACUGCAGCCAGCAGUGUCUGCAGAGCCCAGGGUCCGCGCGCUCUGUGGAACAGUUCUGCAGAGUUUAUUCCGUGUCCUUCUCGAUGUGGUGUGGAGCAACCAUGCUAUUCCUGUCAUUUUCUUCAGAUGAAAAAAAUAAACCUUUUUUUAAAAAUCUGUCUUUUCUGUCUCUUUGCCUUUCAAAUAAAAACAAACUUGAAAGUGACCCCAGUGCUCUUCUCCUUCCCGUGAUGCACGCGUCGCGCCUUGGUCCCCGGGCAGAAUCCUGGCUCAGGGCAGAACAGAAGCACCUGUCCGUGCGCGUGCACGCUUACGCCCGCUCUCGGCACGGCUCCACAGCCCAGGGCUUCCCUCCCUCCCCGCCUGCCCGUGGUGCCCGGCGCUAUAGGAGGGAGCGCAAGGAAGUGGAUUCGGACUGUUAA
This is a messenger RNA of Oryctolagus cuniculus (rabbit), 1314 nucleotides long. NCBI's taxonomy places the organism in Eukaryota, Metazoa, Chordata, Mammalia, Lagomorpha, Leporidae. The record is from RefSeq and is a predicted model, not a curated record.